AUGGCAUCCGAAAAGAAAGUAGCAGAGAAUAUGCUCUGGGGAGGUCGUUUCACAGAGGGCCUUGACCCAGUCAUGGAGCAAUACAAUGCUUCUCUCCCCUACGACCGUCUCUUCUACGCCGAAGAUAUCGCCGGCUCUAUCGCGUUCGCUCGCGCCAACAAGAACAAUGGCAUCCUCACCGCCGACGAGUUCGCAGCCAUCGAGAAGGGCAUGGCCCAGAUCAAGGAGGAGUGGGCGACGAAUUCCUUCGAGGUCAAGGCGAACGAUGAAGACAUCCACACCGCCAACGAGCGACGGCUAAGCGAGAUCAUCGGCAAGGACAUUGGAGGCAAGCUCCACACAGGGCGAAGCAGGAACGAGCAAGUCGCGACCGAUAUGCGGUUAUGGCUGAGGGAGCAGCUCAGAACACUAGAGGGCUACCUGAAGCUCCUGAUCAAGACAUCGGUACAGCGAGCCGAGGCUGAGAUCGACGUGCUCAUGCCGGGCUACACACAUCUCCAGAAGGCACAGCCCGUCCGGUGGUCGCACUGGAUCCUAUCGCAUGCCACCGCUUUCGCCUCCGAGCUCGAGCGCCUCCGCGAAGUCAUCAAGCGUGUCAACCGUUCCCCCCUCGGCUGCGGCGCGUUGGCAGGCAACCCCUUCAACAUCGACCGCGACGCCAUGGCCAAGGAACUCGGGUUUGAGGGCCUGCUCACAAACUCCCUCAACGCUGUCGGAGACCGCGACUUCGUCUUCGAGACACUACAAUGGGGGUCUAGCUUCAUGCUCAAGAUGUCGCGCUGGGCGGAAGAUUUGAUCAUAUACUCGAGUCUGGAGUUUGGCUUCGUGCGGUUGGCUGAUGCCUACUCUACUGGUAGCUCUCUCAUGCCCCAGAAGAAGAACGCGGACUCGCUGGAGCUCAUCCGAGGAAAGAGCGGUCGUGCUUUCGGACACAUGGCGGGCUUGUAUGUCACCAUUAAGGGUCUGCCUACGACCUACAACAAGGAUUUGCAGGAGUCUGUUGAGCCUCUUAUCGAUCACAUCAAGACGGUCAGCGACUCCAUCCAGAUCGCCACCGGCGUUUUGUCGACCUUGAAGAUCAAUGCCGACAAGAUGCACGCUGCACUUGCCCCGGAGAUGCUGGCCACAGAGUUCGCAGACUACCUCGUCCGAAAAGGCGUGCCUUUCCGUGAGGGUCACCACAUCUCUGGUCGUGUUGUUGCGCUAGCAGAGGACCAGAACGUUCCCAUGGAUAAGCUGAGCUUGGAACAGCUGAAGGGUAUCGACUCCAGGUUAGGCGACGACGUAGUUGAGUGCUUAGACUAUGAGCGGGCGGUAGAACUGAAGAACGCCACUGGUGGCACAAGCAAGAGCGCCGUCAUGGAGCAGAUCGACAUCUUGAAGACAAUUCUCUAG
Messenger RNA from Alternaria novae-zelandiae, 1395 nucleotides. RefSeq lists its product as uncharacterized. Gene Ontology annotation, molecular function: argininosuccinate lyase activity. NCBI's taxonomy places the organism in Eukaryota, Fungi, Ascomycota, Dothideomycetes, Pleosporales, Pleosporaceae. The coding region runs from base 1 to 1395 and encodes 464 amino acids. Gene Ontology annotation, cellular component: cytosol. The transcript has 2 exons. The record is from RefSeq and is a predicted model, not a curated record.